This is a messenger RNA of Fraxinus pennsylvanica, 471 nucleotides long. Lineage: Eukaryota; Viridiplantae; Streptophyta; Magnoliopsida; Lamiales; Oleaceae. The record is from the annotation of a GenBank genome assembly.
AUGGUGGGGCGCCAAGUGGCCCGUCGGUAUGCUUCGACAGGCAAGCUUACCACCAAAUCAGAUGUCUACAGUUACGGUGUAAUUCUUUUAGAACUCUUGACAGGCCGCGUACCCAUUGAUGCCAAUCGGCCUUCUGGAGAACACGUCCUAGUCUCAUGGACUGCAUUGUGCAAUGAUUCUCAGGCUCUUCCGCGUUUAACAAACAGAGAUAAAGUAGAGGAAAUGGUGGAUCCAGCUCUACAGGGACAAUAUUCGAACAAGGAUCUAAUUCAAGUGGCUGCUAUUGCAGCUAUGUGUGUACAAACUGAAGCUGAUUAUCGACCUCUAAUGACAGACGUUGUCCAGUCCUUGAUCCCUUUAGCAAAAAAUCUCUCUUCGGCAUGUUCCUCCUCCAAUUCACUCAGAUUUAAUCAAACAGCAAGUCCAAGGUCUCAAUGGGAGUUUGAUUCUAUUUUCUUUGAUAGUGCAUAG